Molecule: messenger RNA, 1707 nt
Organism: Peronospora matthiolae
Lineage: Eukaryota; Oomycota; Peronosporomycetes; Peronosporales; Peronosporaceae
Source: the annotation of a GenBank genome assembly
AUGCUGGACAUGGACAUGAAGGCGGUCGAAGAAGGUCGGCCAAGUCGGCUUUCCAGUGCAAAACACCAACAACGAAGGUCUUUGUAUUCAAAUUGGGCGUCUCCAGGGAAGCCAACUACUACUUCAGAGCUCGAGAACGGUGCGCUGCGAGAGGGCGGGCCGCUUAAUUUAUUGACCAGAAAAAGCAUCGGUCUACUUGCACAAUACGCAGGUGUUGGAUUCCUCACGGGUGUCAUUCCCGGUGUCAUCUAUCCCGUGCUCCAGGGGUACCUCAAUGCCGAAGGAACCACCAUCGUAUCUGCAAAUGUGCUUGUGAAGCUUCCGUGGUGCUUCAAGAUGUUUUUUGGCGUGAUCAGUGACUGCUUCCCGGUCAUGGGCUACCGCCGUCGUCCGUACAUGGUCAUUGGCUGGGUGUUUUGUGUCGCGGUUCUUUUGGUCAUGGCAGCGACGGACGUCCCUGAUCCAUACUACGGCGACGCUGCAAUGCACUUCAUCAACGAGGACAAGUGGACUCUGGACCAAAUCGCGAGCAUAAAUGCGCAUGCCCCGAAUUCUGCGGCCAAGUACGUGGUGCCUAUGAUGCUUGCUUCGUUUGGCUACCUCUUGUGUGAAGUGGCGGCUGAUGCCAUGGUUGUCGAGCACGCACAGCGCGAGCCUAUCGAGCAGCGUGGACGAGUUCAGACAGCCGUGUACACUGUCAAGACGUUGUUUACUGCAGUGGGCACCGCCGUCAUCGCUUUCUGCAUGAACGGAGAAGAGUAUGCUGGCUCAUUCAGUUUUGCACUCUCGUUCCAGCAGUCGAUGAUGAUCACAGGCAUCGUCUGUGCGCCCUUGGUUCUUGUGUCGUGGUUUUUGAUUGAAGAAGAACGCGUGGUGGAGAACGUGCCCUUCCGCAAGUACAUGUUGUCGUUCUGGACUUCGCUACAACAACGAGCCAUUUACCAGAUCGUGGCGUACAAGUUUUUGUCGGGCGUCUUCAACUGCAUCAACAUCGUGUCUGCCAGCAACAUCAAACUGUACUGGGUCCAUGUUACUCCUUUUAACAACAGUUUGAUGUUAAUUGCUGGUACCAUGUUAUACGCAAUGACGCUCGCUAUCACGGGCAAGUACGGACUUAACUGGAACUGGCGCACAAUCAUCAUUAUCACAAUGUGUAGUGCCGUAUUCUUGGAUGCCGUCAUGACGAUGCUCACGAUUUGGGACGUGGUGCGCAACCAGUGGUUCUGGCUCGGCAUUCCAGUCAUUGAGGAUUUACCGGAUGGCAUCCGUUUCAUGAUUGCCUCCUAUGUUGUCGUAGAGUUGGCUGAAGUUGGCCACGAAGGUGCUCUAUACGGUUUGUUCACGGCUACUACAAACUUGACGACGCCAUUUGGUCGAUCUCUGGCUAAGGUGGUGAACGCGCAGUUUCAUGUCUGGCUGAAGGAUAUCCGGGCGGAUACGUACAUCGUGCGUCGCGAUGUGACCAUCACAGUUUGGAUUCGCUACAGCAUGAAGCUGUUGUCACUGGCGUUCUUACCAUUACUUCCUCGCCAGAAGGCAGAGACGCAAGAAUUGAAGCGUACAGGCGGAUCUAGCCGGCUCAUGGGCAUCAUCACGGUGGGGUACCUGUCGUUUGCACUUGUAUGGGCGACUUCGGUCAACUUGUUGUCCAUGUACGAGAGCACGAUGUGCUCGAAAGUUACUGGAGGCUGCGGACCAGCGUCUUGA